This is a messenger RNA of Prunus armeniaca (apricot), 486 nucleotides long. The record is from the annotation of a GenBank genome assembly. NCBI's taxonomy places the organism in Eukaryota, Viridiplantae, Streptophyta, Magnoliopsida, Rosales, Rosaceae.
AUGAAAACGCCGGAGCAUUUGUCAAUCCAACUUACUCAAAGGAGAUGCCCCCCAACAUACUCAAUCGAUUCUUUAAGUCCAUGUAAUCUUAUGAACAUCAAUAGAAGUCCAGUUUCUCAUUCCAGAAUGCCCCCUGAAAAAAAGAAGAAGAAAGACUUGCCCAUAAGGACCGUCCUAAGGGAGGUGCAGGGCGGCAACCAAAAGCGUCCUUCAGGAGACAUAUUUCAUAAGAAGCGUACUUCAAAAGACACAAGGUGUGCCAAGAAUUCCCUAAGGAGGUAUCCAGGUUCCUAUCCAUUUUCUAAGGGAGGCAGGAUAGUCAUAAAGCGUCAUUCGAGGCUUGCAGCCCGUAAAAAGCGUCCUUCGGGAGACGCAGGGUUUGCCAGGAUUGUCCUAAGGGAGUUGCCCAUAAGCAACGUCCUUAGGCAGACGCAGCCCACAAGAAGCUUCCUUCUGGAAAUGCAGGGUGCGCUUGGAAUUUCCUAA